AUGACAGGCUUCUACCCCCCUAGGCUGGACGCCUGGGCUCCCUGGGAGACAGCCUGGAGCCUGACAUGCAAGCAGUGCCACGGCGAGUUUGGGUGCGACGUGGAGAGCGAGGUGAUGUGUGCGCCCGGCGAGGACGCGUGUCGCACAGCUGUGCGCACGGCUGCCGUGUCCUUCAUGCAGUUCCAGACGGUGACGAAGGGCUGCGCCCGGGGCGGAGCCAGGCCUGAGGAGGCACUGGAGCUGCGCGGACACCUCUUCGCCCUGGCGACCCGUACCCAGCACUGCGCCCACAACCACUGCAAUGACGACGUCCUGCUGGGUGAGCCCUGCCCCCAGGCCACGCCUGGCCCUGCUCCAAGCCUCUCAGCAACUCCCACACCAACCUCCAGGGGGUCUCAGCUCCCCCAGCCCCUGGUACCUGGGGUAGGGCAAGGGACAGGGGAGGGGCCUAUUCUGACUCCCCUGUCCCCCUCCCCAGGCUCCUUCUCGGACAUGCGGCUGAAGGGCUGCGCCCUCCUGCCUGGCUGUGACCACGGUGCCCUCGGCUUCGACAUGGGGUCGGGUGCGCUGCGGGCCCAGUGCUGCAACACCCCCCUCUGCAACCACCAGGACUCAGACCUACAUCUGGAGGCUGAGGCUCCCAACGGGCUGCACUGCCUGUCCUGCCUGGAUCAAGAUGGCUCUGGCUGCCCCACGGACACUGACGCUGGUGCCACCGUCCAAUGCACCGGAGCCCACACCGUCUGCCUGGAGGGUGUGGGUCGCACCCGCCGUGGGACCCCCAGUGGGACCCUGGUGACCUUCAAGGGCUGCGCAACCCCAGCCAUGUGCCAGAGCUCGCUGCUGGCACUGGUGCAGGAGCUGGAUGACACCCAGGUCCUGUGCUGUAACGGCUCCCUCUGCAACCGCCACCUGCCCAGGGGUGUCCUUGUUGCUGCCAGCACUGCCCCCCAGCCAACGGGGGUCCCCGAUUGCGUGCCGUGCACCUCCACCCCCACCCUACCCCCCACCCCCAAGCCCGACUGCAUCCUGGAGGACGAUGACUAUGCAGGCCCCAGACCAGGCACUGCUACGACAAUGGGCAGACACGGCGCUACAUUGCCUCCAAGCACCGAGAGCUCCUGGGACCGGAUGUUGGUGCCCGGUGGGUUCUACUCGGAUGACAGCGCUGCGAGGACAGCAGACGAACAAGGGCACCCGGCCUGGGAGGCUGCAGGCAACUACAUUACCGCGGCACCCCAAGGCACAGGCAGCUCCCGGGACCAGGUGUUGCAUGCUGGUGGCUUCUACUCCAACAGCAAUACUGUGACGUCUACAGGUGGACAGAAUCAGUCAGGCUGGGAGGUGUCAGACAACCACGACACCGCAUCAUCCCAGGGUGCAGAUAGCUCCUGGGACCGGGUAUUGAAUGCCGGUGGGGUCUACUCCAAUGGCAACACUGUGACAGCAACAAGCAGACAGGGCUGGGAGGCAUCAGGCAACCACGUCACUGCAUCAUCCCAGGGCUCUGACAGCUCCCGGGACCAGGUGUUGGAUUCUGGUGGUUUCUACUCCAAUGGCAACACUGAGACGGCUACAGGCAGACACAGCCAGCCAGGCUGGGAGGUGUCAGGCAACCACAUCACUGCAUCAUCCCAGGGUGUAGAUAGCUCCUGGGACCGGGUAUUGAAUGCCGGUGGGGUCUACUCCAAUGGCAACACCGUGACGGCAACAGUCGGACGUGGCCCACCAGGCUGGGAGGUGUCAGGCAACCACAUCAUCGCAUCUCCCCAAGGCGCAGAUAACUCCAGGGACCGGGUGUUGGACACUGGUGGCUUCUACUCCAGUGGCAACACAGUGACGGCAACAGGCGGACAUGACCAGCCAGGCUGGGAGGCAUCAGGCAAGCAUGUCACUGUGUCAUCCCAGGACACAGAUGGCUCCCGGGACCGGGUGUUGAAUGCUGGUGGGUUCUACUCUGAUGGCAACACCGUGACAGCUACAGGCAGUCGCAACCAGCCAGGGCGGGAGGUGUUGGGCAGCUACAUCACUGCAUCAUCCCAGGGCAUGGAUAACUCCCGGGACCAGGUGUUGGAUGCUGGCAGGGUGUACUCUGAUGGCAAAACUGUGAUGGUGACAGGUGGACAUGACCAGCCGGGCUGGGAAGUGUUAGGCAAUCACAUCACCGCAUCUCCCCAGGGCUCUGAUGACUCCCGAGACCGGGUGUUGGAUGCUGGUGGCUUCUACUCCAGCGGCAAUACCGUGUCGGUGACAGUCGGACAUGGCCAGCCAGGCCGGGAGGCAUCAGGCGGCGUCGCACCAGCCAGGGUGGCAGAGCAGGAGUGUGCAGAUGAUGCUGAGGGCACCACGUCCGUCUCCCGGGCUGCGGGGGUCGCAGCUCCCGUGGGGUCAGAGGUCACGGCAUCACCCUCCCUACGCCCAGUGCAGCCUCAGGACCCCUUGGCAGCCAUCUUGCCUGUCCCCUACCUCUUCCCACAGCAGAUGGAGGGUGGAGCCUCUGGAGCAGAGGGCAGAGCUAUGGUGACGCCUGGCACCCGGCGCCCCUGCCGCAGGCGCCCCCCAGGCAAGGGUCACAUGGUUGCCCGGGAGGCUGGGGGUGCCCGGGACUCCGCCUCCUCUUCAACCCACACGUUUCCCAUCAACAUCCGCAACAUCACCGCAGCGACCAGCUCCCCCGGCCAAUCCCGGCCAGGCCUGCGGGAGUGGGGCAGGAAUGAGACCUGGGCCAAGGAGCCUGGCCUAGGCAAGCCCAACCUGCCCCUGCCCAGUGGGGGGCCUGGCCCCACCCCCGGCCUCUGCCUGCUGGGCCUCACUGCCCUGCUGGGGGCCCUGCUGUGCUGAGCCCCACAGGGACCUGACCCAGGCACCUGGGACCGUCCCAUUCUGACCCCUCACCUGGAGCUGGAGAGGACCCAGGCUCCCCCCCACCCCUCCCUGGUCAACCCCUGCUCCCUUUCCCCACUCCCCUGCCCCUCCCGGGGACCCAGGCAUCCGGGCACCACCUUGCCAUCAACCCUGCCCCCUGUCCCCACUCCCCCUGCUUCCCCCAGAGGGAACCCAGGAGACUGCGCUCCUGGACUGGGGCGGAUCAAGCCCCGCUUUGUUAUUUAUUGCCCUUUGUUAGCGGGGGGAUGCGGGAGGGGCAGUUGCGCAGCACCCCCUGUGGGGGGGAGGAGAAUAAAGAGAUGGAGCCUGAAAGUGUGGCCCUGCCUGGUCCAUGGGGGGAGGGUCUGUGUCUUGGAGGCCUGGGUUCUCUGUGUCAGCCCUGGGCACCCCAGGGGUGGGCGGGGAGCGGAUGGGGGCAGGCAGGGCAGUGGUUGCUAGAGGAUCCUGACACUGUGACACCCCCAGCCACACACACUCCCACCCUCCCUCCUCCCACAUCCCCUGCAUCUGGUGACAAUUUCCUCACCACAACUUCCUCUGGCUACCCAGAGAGAGCCCAGGCUGCCACCCUGCCCCC
Molecule: messenger RNA, 3463 nt
Organism: Alligator sinensis (Chinese alligator)
Lineage: Eukaryota; Metazoa; Chordata; Crocodylia; Alligatoridae
Exons: 6
Coding region: 1-2841 (946 amino acids)
Cellular component (GO): plasma membrane
Source: RefSeq, a predicted model, not a curated record